AUGAGCUCGACAUCUUUUGGCAGUGCCAACACGGGUCUUCAAUUUGGACAUAACCAUGGGACAAUUAACAUUUACGCAGAGCUGCUCAGGUCACUAGCAUUCCCGCAGAUGCUAGACCGGAAGGACAACAUCGAGGCAUGUCACACAAAUACCUGCGAAUGGAUUUUGGAGUUGGACGAAUACCGGUCGUGGAGGGAUCAGCCCUGUGGUCUGCUAUGGAUUAAGGGCAAGCCGGGUGCGGGCAAAUCGACCUUGAUGGUUUUUCUACACGGCAAACUCCAGAAAUUACAUGACGCUAGCCAUGGUGGUAUUUGGCUCGACUUUUUCUUUACCGCCCGGGGCGUGGAGAUGCAACGUACACCGCUAGGAAUGCUCCGAUCGUUACUGAACCAGAUUUUUGUCCGUGACCCGACUAUACGGCCUCAGGUGCGCGAGAUCUAUGAACAACGAUGUAGGCAGUUUGGAUUCGGUGAACGGAAGUGGCAAUGGCCACGGACGGUGCUAGAAGAGUUACUGGCAAGUGCCAUCCUGGCAUCAGCCGCGAAACAGCGUAUGACCAUUUUUGUGGAUGCGUUAGAUGAGGCUGGUACUGAGUCCGCUCAGCAGCUCGCAGUAUAUUUCCAGCGUCUUGUUGAUCGUGCCGAGAGAAAGAAGAUAGCCCUUCAGGUCUAUAUUUCAUGUCGCCACUAUCCUAUCUUGGAAAGUUCCCAGACAGUAGCGAUACAUGUUGAAGACCACAACCAAGGCGACAUUGCUACAUAUAUCAAGGAUAUGCUUCUUGAGACAGAGUUCGGAGACGCUUCUAGUCAAGGUAUGAGAGAGGUGCUGGUGGAAGAACUAGCCCAGCAAGCUAAGGGUGUGUUCCAAUGGGCCUAUCUUAUAAUACCCCUUAUCAAGCAAAGGGUUACCGAAGGAGAAUCAAUCAGUGAUAUCCGUGAUUGGUUGGGCGAGGUUCCAGCCGGCCUGGAAAAUGUCUACAUAUAUAUUCUGAGCAACGUGAUCGCGGCUAACAAUCGAGUUCAGUCAUUCCUAUUCUUUCAAUGGAUAUGCCUGGCCGAGCGACCCUUGACUGUAGUCGAAAUACGAUACGCAUUGGCGGCUGAAAAUGCUCAAAUAUCGCCGUCUCGAACCAUAUGGGAGAAGCUCCACGGCUUUGUUGAAAGCAAUGAACGUAUGAAGCGAAGAGUCAAGGCUCUUGCUGGUGGACUGGCCGAAGUAGUCUCAAGCGGCAACGACGAGGAGACUAUACAGGUAGUACACCAGUCAGUCAAUGAUUUCUUGCGCGCAAAAGGACUUCUACUUCUCUACCAUAGCAUCAGCGGUAGAACUGGGUCUAUGGAUAUGGACACUAUCCUCUUUCAGUCCCAGGCAACUCUCUACCGAUCGUGCCUGAGGUCCAAAGAUAACCUUGUCUGUGAUCACCCAUUUCUGAAAUAUACGACGAUCAAUAUCUUUAUUCAUGCAGAAAAGGCCGCCGGCUCUCGAGGUGCCUUGCUGUAUAAUGAAAACGACAUUCUGCAAGGAAUGAUCAGUGCUUGGAUUCGAAUAUACCAGUGUCUUGAUCCUAGUAGUGCAGCAUGUCCAGCCAUAGGGACAACUGUUUUACAUAUGGCAGCCUCUGCGAAUCUGGUUGACGUGAUAAUACCCUUGUUGUUAGGCGAUGAGUAUAUUGAAAAAUCAAACAGAGUUGGUAAUACGGCACUACACUUUGCAGCACAAGCUGGACACACUACAGCCGGCAAGAUAUUGCAGGAAAAAGGAGCGAAUCGAGAAGCGAAGAACAACGGCGGAGCGACUCCUCUGAUGGAGGCGGCCAGGUGUGGACAUUUGGGAUUUGUCGAAUGGCUUCUAGAAGAGGGUGUGGAGAUUAAGACAGGAGGUGGAGCUGCGCUACAGAUAGCUGCAUUGAAAGGUCACAGUGGGAUUGUAGAGAUCCUGCUCGAGGCCCGGGCCGAUGUCAAUGCCCAGGGUGGUAAAUACGGCAAUGCCUUACAGGCUGCUGCAGGUGCAUAUAAUGGAAGUGCUGAGACAGUCAAGAUCCUGCUCGACGCUCAGGCCGAUGUCAAUGCCCAGGGUGGUGAAUUCGGCAAUGCCUUACAGGCUGCUGCAUAUAAUAGAAGUGCUGAGACAGUCAAGAUCCUGCUCGACGCUCAGGCCGAUGUCAAUGCCCAGGGUGGUGAAUACGGAAAUGCCUUACAGGCUGCUGCAUAUAAUGGAAGUGCUGAGACAGUCAGGAUCCUGCUCGAUGCUCAGGCCGAUGUCAAUGCCCAGGGUGGUGAAUUCGGCAAUGCCUUACAGGCUGCUGCAUGGAGAGGAAGUGCUGAGACAGUCAAGAUCCUGCUCGACGCUCAGGCCGAUGUCAAUGCCCAGGGUGGUGAAUACGGCAAUGCCCUACAGGCUGCUGCAUGGAGAGGAAGUGCUGAGACAGUCAAGAUCCUGCUCGAUGCUCAGGCCGAUGUCAAUGCCCAGGGUGGUGAAUUCGGCAAUGCCUUACAGGCUGCUGCAUGGAGAGGAAAUGCUGAGAUAGUCAAGAUCCUGCUCGACGCUCAGGCCGAUGUCAAUGCCCAGGGUGGUAAAUACGGCAAUGCCCUACAGGCUGCUGCAUAUAAUGGAAGUGCUGAGACAGUCAAGAUCCUGCUCGAUGCUCAGGCCGAUGUCAAUGCCCAGGGUGGUGAAUACGGAAAUGCCCUACAGGCUGCUGCAUGGAGAGGAAGUGCUGAGACAGUCAAGAUCCUGCUCGACGCUCAGGCCGAUGUCAAUGCUCAGGGUGGUGAAUACGGCAACGCCCUUCAGGCUGCUGCAGGUGCAUAUAAUGGAAGUGCUGAGACAGUCAAGAUCCUGCUCGACGCUCAGGCCGAUGUCAAUGCCCAGGGUGGUCAAUACGGCAAUGCCUUACAGGCUGCUGCAUGGAGAGGAAAUGCUGAGACAGUCAAGAUCCUACUCGACGCUCAGGCCGAUAUCAAUGCCCUAGGUGGUGAAUACGGAUCAUCUCUGUUGGCGGCUAUCUACUCGGGCCAUGCUGAUGUUACUGGAAUUCUUCUUUCUGCUGGCGCAGAUGUAGGCCUUACAGAUGGCCUCGAUCAGACUCCUCUUCACAUUGCAGCUUCAAAAGAUAGGGCUCACCUUCUCUUUCUAUUUCCGCAACUUGCUUCAGCUAUCAAUAAGCGCAACAAGCUCCUGCAAACCCCUCUCCACCUGGCUAUCUGCUUUGGCCACAUCCACUUCGCUAUAAAACUUCUUCAUCUUGGUGCCGACCCUUCUCUUCCAGACGGCUAUGGCAGACAUGCGAUGGACUGGGCCGUCGGGCAAGGAACUUUGAUACACCAAAUACGUAAACGAUGUCCUCGGCUCUCAUUGACACCUCACGAAACUCAAAAAUCAAUUGUUCAACAAUCCCUCUUCCACCUCUCCGAUAUUCUUCCUGAGCUCAGCCCGAAUUACGCAUGCUUCCUUGCCACUCAUAUGAUUAAGGCUAUCUGCAAUUUCUGCCAUAUGUCUAUCACUGGGCCUCGAUUAAAUCCAGAUCAGAAACAUGAAGUCUUUGAGGUGCCUGAACUUCCUGAUAAGGAGUCUCAACUCACCGGACCAGUAUCACAGCAAUUGAUUUACUUCCUCAAUCAACAUUCUUCUGAGCCUCUCGGGGAAAACAACAAGCAAUCCGAGAUGAAGCUAUUGAAAGAUUCCUCAUCUUUACUAUCACGGGAAAUGAAAGCUCUGGUUCCAUACGCUUUGUCAAAACCGCUCCUUGCGACGCUCAACUACGUCCUGACUGCCCGUGGACUGGAGUGUCAAGCCGCCCUGGGCCUGGUUCCAGAUGCUGACGUCAAGAAACCGGACUGGUUCGAGAAGCGGCACGUUUCACACCUGGUCCAGGACUCUGCUCGCUUCGCGGGUGCAGAGCUGGACGAUAACAUUGGCAGUGGCUCAGACCACAUCGAAAAGAUCGGGAGUGCCAACACUGUAGAAGAGGCAGUCGAGGCCGUUGGAGCCGCGGUGCUGGACGAUCUGAGCAAGUUGAUUAUCAUGCCGGUGGACCGGAUCCUGCUUCACCGGACGCUCGAGUCGUACGGAGUCGACUCGUUGGUGGUGGUUGAAUUUCGCAACUGGGUCGUGGCGAUGCUGGCUGCUGACAUCUCGAUUCUCGUCAUUCGUGAGUCCAGGAGCAUUGAUAAUCUGAUCCAGUUGGUCGCGAGUAAAUCGAGAUUGGUCCCAGUCAAGCCCCAAGAAGCUGUGUCGAAGCUAGGUUGA
Messenger RNA from Penicillium crustosum, 4248 nucleotides. RefSeq lists its product as uncharacterized. Lineage: Eukaryota; Fungi; Ascomycota; Eurotiomycetes; Eurotiales; Aspergillaceae. The record is from RefSeq and is a predicted model, not a curated record. Bases 1 to 4248 code for a protein of 1415 amino acids. Gene Ontology annotation, molecular function: phosphopantetheine binding; protein binding. The transcript has 6 exons.